This is a messenger RNA of Aspergillus puulaauensis, 1098 nucleotides long. Its product is annotated as metal homeostatis BSD2 family protein. Lineage: Eukaryota; Fungi; Ascomycota; Eurotiomycetes; Eurotiales; Aspergillaceae. The record is from RefSeq and is a predicted model, not a curated record. The transcript has 3 exons. Bases 1 to 1098 code for a protein of 365 amino acids. Gene Ontology annotation, cellular component: perinuclear region of cytoplasm; Golgi apparatus; endoplasmic reticulum. Gene Ontology annotation, biological process: vacuolar transport; ubiquitin-dependent protein catabolic process; positive regulation of protein ubiquitination.
AUGAGCUCGCAGCGUUAUCAACGGGUCAACGCCCAAGACGACGACGACCAAGCCCCUCCGUCGAUCGCUCUGCAGCCUUCACCAUCCUCUCCACCUCCUUCAUUCCGUUCACGUUCCGCCUCUCCCUCCUCAAGACGCCUUCUCCAUGAUGACCCUUUACACCGACACAGUACAGAUCAGGCCCUCGCUGAUGCCUUCGAUGACAGCGAGUCCGAAGCGGGCGAUGAACCCGAUGACCGACAGCGGCUAAUGCGAGCGCAACCGGGUGCCCCCCCGUCUGCAGCAGAUACCAGCACAUCUACAUCAGCAGAACCAGUAGGAGCGGCGUCAUCUUCCGGUGCAAAUACUGAGUCGCAGGCGGGAUCGAGGGGAGUUCAACGGACUUCGACAUUAUUGCCUUUCUUCGGUGGCACAUCCAGUUCAAAUUCAAAUCGUCGUAUCAAUUCAUCAAAUGAUGGUGUUUUCGCGAAUCUAGCGGCUAAGCCGGAACGGGGGGAGAAAACUGAGGAUUUGCCACCGUCAUAUGAAGAGGCUGCCGCUGAUGCGACGCCACCGUAUUGGGAAACCACUAUUGUGGCACCUGGUAUUUCGUCAGACGAGGUCUACGUGGAUGGGCUGCCGGUCGGCUCGAUUUUCUCGUUCAUAUGGAAUGCCAUGAUCUCCAUGUCGUUCCAACUCGUCGGCUUCCUCCUCACAUACCUGCUACACACAACACAUGCUGCAAAGAACGGAAGCCGGGCUGGCCUCGGUCUCACAUUAGUUCAGUAUGGGUUUUACAUGAAAGGAGGUAGCGAAUCGAGGCCGGAUGGUGGAGGUUCAGACGAGCAUAUCACACCGCCAGACCCUAAUAGCCAUAGUUUUGACCCGAACACGGUGGUCGAAAGUGCAAGUUCAGGAGGCGAUGGAGGUGCCUCAACAAUUUCCACGGGCGAGUGGAUUUCCUAUGUUCUGAUGAUUGUUGGUUGGUUUAUCUUAAUCCGGGCUAUCAGCGACUUCCUCCGGGCUCGACGCCAUGAGCAGCUGGUCUUGCAGAGUCCUGAGCGAGGCCUGCCUGUUCCAAUUAUUGCCGAGAACGAGAGGACCGAGACAGUCGUCUAA